AUGUUCUGGAAAAAUCUCCAUGCAGACAUAGUGUUAAAAAUUAAAGAGGGCCAAGCUAGGUGGGGUAUCAUAAAAAACCGCACAAUUUGGCCACGUUAUGAAGCCCGGAUGCAUCUCCUACAUAUAAAGGCUGUCAGAGCUAAAAUUGAAAAUGCCCCUGCCACUGCAGUUCUUGUAUUCAAGGAAUCUGACGAAAUGGCUCAGUUGAAGCAAAAACAACUGCAAUCUGGUUUCGAACUAUUUAGGAAGUUUGCAAAAAUUGUGGAUGCAGAAGGAAAGUGGGACAUCACUGUGGGAGGGGUCAUGAAUUUAAUGGGUCGCGGUCGCCUCAUUUGA
Molecule: messenger RNA, 336 nt
Organism: Prunus armeniaca (apricot)
Lineage: Eukaryota; Viridiplantae; Streptophyta; Magnoliopsida; Rosales; Rosaceae
Source: the annotation of a GenBank genome assembly